CGACAGAAGCAGAUCAACUGCCACAAUGGCAGAAAAACUGCUCCCCAAACCGGCGAGCAUAAUAAUCAUUCAUCCCGAUCUCGGCAUUGGCGGUGCAGAACGCCUGAUCAUCGACGUCGCCCUCGCGCUCCAGAACUCUGGCCACAAAGUCACCGUCUACACGUCGCACCGGGACAAAUCGCAUUGCUUCGAGGAGGCGCGGGAUGGGACGCUUGAAGUACGGGUUCGCGGGGACAGUUUCUUCCCACCAAGUAUAAGAGGCCGGUUUGUUGUUCUUUUGGCGAUCUUGAGGCAGCUUUGCUUGACGUUCGAGUUGUUGCGGGAGGUCGCGCAAACGGAAAACGAGAAUGCCGACCAAGUGUUUAUUGUUGACCAGGUACCGGCCUGUGUGCCGUUACUAAAGAUGCUUGGUCCGCGGUGGUUUGCUUCAAAGGGAAAACAACGCAUCCUCUUUUACUGUCAUUUUCCCGACCAAUUACUUGCGCGGCGAGAUGGUGGGUCUGCUUUACUGCAAUUGUUGAAGGGGCUGUACCGGUAUCCUUUUGACUGGUUUGAGGGAUGGGCGAUGAGUGCGAGUGACCGGGUUGUUGCGAACUCCACUUUCACGAAGAGCGUGGUGAGAGGUGUCUUUGGGGCAGAGAAAUUGGGUGAUGUACGGGUUGUCUAUCCGUGUGUUGAUACAGCGGCGAAAGAGAAGAGUGAGAAGGAUGUGGGGACUAUCUGGGAAGGGAAGAAGAUACUCCUGAGUGUGAAUCGGUUCGAGAAGAAGAAGGAUCUUGCGCUGGCGAUAAGGGCAUAUCAUGGGCUUGGGGAAAAGAGGAAGGGGGUAAGAUUGGUUAUUGCUGGCGGCUAUGACCCUCGCAUAACAGAAAAUGUGCAAUACCACAAAGAACUUGAUGCCCUCGCAACAAGCCUCGGCUUGCAAACCGCCACAUCGAAGACCGUCCCGUCUGCCCUCUCCAUCCCCUCCUCCAUCGACGUCCUCUUUCUUCCCUCAGUGUCCUCUGCCUUCCGCGACAGCCUCCUGGCUAAAUCCUCGCUUCUCCUCUACACCCCGGUGAACGAACACUUUGGGAUCGUUCCCAUUGAGGCAAUGCGCGCGGGGAUUCCCGUCCUUGCAUCGAACACGGGCGGUCCGCUUGAGACGAUCGUUGAAGGGAAGACAGGGUGGCUCCGUGACGUGGAUGACGUCCCAGCUUGGACAGGUGUCAUUGAGAAGGUGUUGUAUCAGUUGGGGGCGGACGAGCUUCGGCAGAUGAGUGUGGCGGCGAAGGAGCGCGUCGAGGCUGAGUUCUCGCUGCACGCUAUGGGUGAUAGACUUGAGGGGGAGAUUGGGAAGAUGCUGAGUACUGAACGGAGACAGUUUAAUGGCGCGCAACAAGCAUUGUUGCUUUUGGGAAUGCUGGGGGUGGUAUUUGCAGUGCUUGUAGGGUUGGUUCUGGCGUGGGUCGGUUUUGUAUAAUACCCUGCUUAGCUAUUCUAUUUCUUUCUCUUACGGACAAUUAGCCAUAUUGCUGGA
This is a messenger RNA of Aspergillus nidulans FGSC A4, 1519 nucleotides long. Its product is annotated as GDP-Man:Man(1)GlcNAc(2)-PP-dolichol alpha-1,3-mannosyltransferase. Lineage: Eukaryota; Fungi; Ascomycota; Eurotiomycetes; Eurotiales; Aspergillaceae. The record is from RefSeq and is a predicted model, not a curated record. Gene Ontology annotation, molecular function: GDP-Man:Man(1)GlcNAc(2)-PP-Dol alpha-1,3-mannosyltransferase activity; glycosyltransferase activity; GDP-Man:Man(2)GlcNAc(2)-PP-Dol alpha-1,6-mannosyltransferase activity. The transcript is spliced from 2 exons. The coding region runs from base 26 to 1462 and encodes 478 amino acids. Gene Ontology annotation, biological process: glycoprotein biosynthetic process. Gene Ontology annotation, cellular component: endoplasmic reticulum membrane.